Xiphophorus hellerii (green swordtail) is the source of this 4675-nucleotide messenger RNA. It is a transcript of the gene tonsl, whose product is annotated as tonsoku-like, DNA repair protein. The record is from RefSeq and is a predicted model, not a curated record. Gene Ontology annotation, cellular component: nuclear replication fork. Gene Ontology annotation, biological process: replication fork processing; double-strand break repair via homologous recombination. Gene Ontology annotation, molecular function: protein binding. NCBI's taxonomy places the organism in Eukaryota, Metazoa, Chordata, Actinopteri, Cyprinodontiformes, Poeciliidae.
CCUGGCGGGGAACUGUGAAGCUUAUUGUGCAUUUUGAGCCAAAUGUCGGCGAUGUUUACUAAGAUGAUUACAGUAGGUCGUUGCUUUCUUUAAUCUGACACCCAAACCGACCAUGAAUGUUGAACACGCAGAUAAGCGGCAGUUAAAAUGAGCUAAAGGUUGUUCGGUUUAUCCUUUAAGAAACCAGCGCGAAGCUAAAGUUGUCAUUUCCUCCCAGUUCCAGGUCUGCCGCUAGCUAAACAAAGAUGAGCUCCUCUCGGGAAAUUAAACAGCUGCAGAGAGCAAAAAGCAAAGCUCAGGCUAACAGAAACUUGAAGGAAGAGGCUAACAUCUGCAACCAGCUCGGAGAAUUGCUGUCCAGGACUGGUGACUAUGAGGGCGCCAUUAGGGAACACCAACAGGAGCUGGCGCUCUCUGAAGCGCUGAAUGACGUGAUUGGACGGGCUGUAGCAAACCGCAAAAUAGGAGAGUGCUACGCUGAGACGGGGAAAAUCGAAGCCGCUUUAAAGCACCAACGUUGUCACCUGGACCUGGCCCGCUCUGUCGGAGAUCAUGCAGAGGAGCAGAGAGCGCUGGCCACCAUUGGCCGAACCUUCCUGUUCCGGUAUGAAUCCGACCAAUCAAAAAGCAGCUUAGAGCACGCUGAGGACGCUUUCAGGAAGAGUUUGGCUGUUGUGGAUGAACGACUAGGCGGGACGUUGCCUCAGCGAGAAAUCAGUGAGAUGAAGGCUCGCCUCUUCCUCAACUUGGGUCUGGUCUGUGACCAUCUGGGGGAGCCCAAACGCUGCAGCGAGUUCAUCCGGCGGAGCGUUUUCAUCGCAGAGAAGAGCCAGCUGCUGGAGGUUCUGUACCGGGCGAACUUCAACCUGGGCAACAUCUACUUCCGCAACGGCGAGCCGUCCAGCGCCGUCCGCUGCCUGGAGCAGGCCAAGGAGUGCGCCCGGAAAAUGAAGGACAAGUUCAGCGAGAGCGAGUGCUUCCACUGCGUCGGCAAGGUUCAGCUUUCUCUGGGCGACUUCGUGGCAGCCCGACGAUCUCUGAAGAAAGCCCUGCUUCUCGGCUCGCAGCAGCUGGCGGACAAAAUGGCCGUGAAGAAAGCUUUCAAAUAUGCUGAUAAGGGGUGCAGGCUGGAGGAGGAGCUGUCGGAGGAUCAGGGCAGCAGACCCAGCUCUCACCAGGCCGUGGAGCUGACCGAGCAGCUGGGGGAUCUGUGCUGCAAACUGGGCUGCUACAGCAAAGCUCUGGACGCCUACCGGGCUCAGCUGACAGCUGCUGAAGCUUUGGGGAAGCCGGAUCGAGAGCUGGCCGUCAUCCACGUCUCCCUGGCCGCGACCCACACCGACCUGAGGCAGCACCGCCAGGCCGUGGAUCACUACAGGAAGGAGCUGGCGCUGCGCCGCGGCAACGCCGCCGAGGAGUGCAGCACUUGGCUGAACAUCGCCGCCGCCCAGGAGGAGAGCGGCUGCAGCUGUGAGGACGUGGAGAGCAGCUACAGCUCGGCCGUUAGCUGUGCUGAGGCGUCUGGCCAGGCCCGGCUGCAGAAGCGGGCGCUGCGGCUCUGGCUGGCAUCCCGGCGGCGGCGCAGCGCGGCGGGCGAUGAUGCGUUGGAGGCGCAGCUGCAGCGGCUCUGCGCCGCGGAGAGCUGGGACCCCGAGGGGAGUGACGGAGAGGAGGAGGAAGAGGAGGAGAUGGAGAACAGCGAAGCUCUGGAUGACAGCGACGUGGUUCUGUCAGACUCGGACGACGAUCUGGACGGUUACGACAAGAUGGUGUCAGGAAGAAGGAAGACAGGAAGGUGGAACAAGAGGAACGAGAAAGGAGAGACGUCUCUGCACAGAGCGAGCAUCGAUGGAGACCUGAGGCAGGUGCUCUACCUGGUGGAGCAGGGUCACCCGGUGAAUCCCAGGGAUUACUGCGGCUGGACGCCGCUGCACGAGGCCUGCAACCACGGUCACCAUGACGUCGUAGCCAUGCUUCUGGACCGCGGCGCUAACAUCAACGACCCCGGCGGCCCGCUCUGUGAGGGCGUGACCCCGCUGCACGACGCACUCACGUGUGGAAAUUUCAAAGUGGCUCGGCUGCUGGUGGAGCGAGGCGCCUCCGUCACGAUCCGAAACGCAAAGGGUGAGACUCCGAUGGACACUCUGCGUCUCUGGCAGAGGACGUACAGGAGGGAGCUGGACGAGGAGACCAGGCAGGAAUGUCUCUGCACGGAGAAACUGCUGAGGAAGGCGGCCGCAGGAGGAGUUCCUGCUGCUCCGGCUGCAGCCAAGCCGUUUGAUGCCCUGCAGGACAGCCAGCUGUUUGAUGCAGAGAACUCAGAGCCCCUCCUGGCCACCGGAGGGCGCUCUUCGACAAACCAGGACAGAUCCAGCCCCAGGCAGCGGCCGAGCAGCGGCACAUCGAAGCAACACAGAGCCAGAGGGACCGAGGGCUCUGUUUUAUACGGGACGUCCAGCAGCAGCUCAGACGGCAGCGACUCCGACAGCCCAGUCAGUCCUCUCCAUCCCGUCCGUCCCAGACACGCCAUCCCAGCCGCUCCGAGUCAGAAGGAGAAUCCCUCAACCCAGGAGCCGCUCAGGACCGAAAGCACCAGAGAUCCCCCUCCGCCGUGCGUUUUCCAACGAGACGAGUACCACAGCGCCAUCCGCAGCUUGGGCAGCGCCAAAACUCUUCGUCAGGCUCUUUCGCAGCCGCAGGUCUCCAGCUCGCCGACUGUUUCGUCCGCUCUGGUUCUGGAGGAGGAAUAUCUGGCGGACGACUGGUUGGAGGAUGAUCUGGGUGAGAUGCAGCCGAAGAAGAAGAGACGGCUUCGAAUGGAUUUUAACGAGUCGAGACGGGAGGAAGCGGCUUCGUCAUCGGUUAGAAGUCAGAAUCAUCUGAGCUCAGAGUCGUCCUGCAGAGGCGCUGUAUCGAGCUCGUCCAGCAGGGGGCUCUCUCAGAGGAAGAACGGCUCGCUGAAGCCUCACCAGGUCAAGAUGACUCAGAUGCCAGGGAUGGUGAGGCUGGGCACACGAGAGGUCAGCAGGUCAAACAGCCCCUCAGUUGCAGACGACGAAGACGUGAGGCCCGAAGCUCCUCCACUGGUCACCUUUCAGCCUCCAGCUCCUUGUUCUGCUGCUCCCAUAACAGCAUCACUGCCUCCACCAAUCAGGAUGAGGGUCAAGGUGCAAGAAGAUGUCUUCCUCAUCCCAGUUCCACAGAGCGAGGCGGACUCCUGCACCGUGUCGUGGCUUUGUGAGCAGGCGGCUCAGCGCUACUACCAGAAAUGUGGCCUCCUGCCACGCCUCUCGCUGCAGAAGGAAGGAGCGCUGCUCUCUCCACAGGACCUGCUGCUGGAUCUGCUGCAAACCAACGAGGAGGUUUUGGCUGAAGUUUGCUCCUGGGAUCUCCCUCCUCUUCCUGAUCGCUAUAGGAAGGCUUGCCAGAGUCUGGCAGUGGACGAGGACAGACGCGUCUCCCGGCUGUGCGAGGUCCAGGACGGCGGCCAGUCCGUGUCGCUGUGCGGCCUCAGUUUGGCCCCCGCCUCCCUCAGCCCUCUGCUGCGCGCCCUCAAGCUCCAGGCCAGCCUCACCGAGCUCCGCCUCUCUGGGAACCGUCUCCAUGACAACCUCCUUCCGGAACUGGUCGCCACGACGAUCACCAUGCCCCACCUCCGGGUGCUGGACGUUUCGGCCAAUGGCAUAACGAGGGAGGGGCUGGAGAAGGUUGUGGAGGCGCUGAAGGGACAGAGUCACCCUGCAUACGCGGUAAACUGCUUCAAGAAGCUCGAUCUGAGCCUCAACCCGCUCGGAGACGGUGUGUCCGAGUCUCUGUCCUGCCUGCUGUCCAGCUGUCCUCUGCUGUCCAGGUUGUCUCUGCAGGCCUGUCGGCUCACGGCCCGCUUCCUUCAGCAGCACCGCCUGCUGCUGGCCGCCGCGCUGACGGGACUGGGCCACCUGAAAUCAGUGUCUCUGUCCCACAAUGCACUGGGCUCCACUGGCUUUGAGCUGGUUCUGAAGACUCUGCCCCUGCAGACGCUCACUCAUCUGGACCUGGCCGCCAUCCGCAGGGGGCCAGCUGAUCACCUGGCUCUGGAACACCUGGCCAAACUCCUGUCCCAGGGCGAGUGUCCUUUGAUCCACCUGAGUCUGGCAGGAAAUGGACUGACGGACGGCAGCGUCGCCAUCUUGGCCAGGUGUCUGCCUUCAUGUCCAACCCUGAGGAGUCUGGACCUGUCAGGAAACCCGUCCGUUUCCUGGUCGGGCCUCCACAGCAUCCUGACGUCCGUCCGAGAGGCUUCUCGACCUCUGACCCUUCUCAACCUGCAAGGUAGACAUCAGCCUGUUGUCAUGGUUUCUGGUCCUUGGAGCAGCGAAGAGCUGGACGGUUUGUCCGAACUGGUGCAGGAUCUCCGGCUUUGCUCCCAAGGAUUGAACAAGCUGGACAGAGACGCGCUGAGGCACAGCUGGGGACUCCAAGAUGGAGGCUGUGUGAACCGAAACGCCCAGUUUCUGCUUUCUGCAGCAGCAGCAGCCUCAUCAUGAGGAGGCGCGUUUCACUGAAAAUGGACGAUCCUUAGAGCCAGCUGUGGUGUCGACUGUAAAUAUUUGUGUUAAGUAUUGUUUUGUUUGUUCCUUAUACACUAAAUAAUGGAAACUUAAAUUAAAAAGCAAUAAAAAUCCAUUUAUUUCCA